This is a messenger RNA of Glarea lozoyensis ATCC 20868, 399 nucleotides long. RefSeq lists its product as uncharacterized. The record is from RefSeq and is a predicted model, not a curated record. The coding region runs from base 1 to 399 and encodes 132 amino acids. NCBI's taxonomy places the organism in Eukaryota, Fungi, Ascomycota, Leotiomycetes, Helotiales, Helotiaceae. The transcript has a single exon.
AUGGGCGCCUCCCUAACCCUUCUCUCCCACCAAAUCCACCGCGACGAAUACACACUCCUCCUCAUAAACCAACGGAUAACAUAUUAUGAGACCCUCCUCCCAGGAAACACCUACCCUUUCAAACCCACCGAAGUUCAACGAAAGAUAACUCGACUUCAAAGAAGGCGCGCCAGAAUGCUGUACGUGCUGGACAAGAACACGGUUCAAUAUCAUGAGAUCAAAGACACGAGGGGGCGGAAGAAGAGAGAGAAACAGGAAAACGAGUGGAAGAAAGCGGAAGAGAAGGAUGAUUGGUAUGCGCUUGGGAAAUUAAGGGUCAAGGAGUUGGCGAGGAGGAAUGCGGAAGGGAGGAUGGGUGGGGGUAGUGAUGGACGUGGAUUGCCGGUCUAUACGGGUUGA